AGAUGCAAUCACAAGAAGUACUCAGGUGCAUGAGGAAGUAAAUAAAAGACAGCACACACUGAUACAGCGUAAUACAUUAUCACGCCCCAUGAUGUCCGUCCUAUAUCCGUUGCUUCUUAGCCUUCUUUCCAUUCUAAGUGUUGUUUAUGGGGCUCCAUCAGAAGAUCUGAUAGUUGCACUGCCAGGAUUGAAGAACCCUCUUCCAUGGAAACAAUACUCAGGAUACUUGAAUGGAACAGAGAAGAAACACCUUCAUUACUGGUACUUGGAGUCUUCCAGUCCAUCCCAAGCAUCAGACCCUGUUGUGUUGUGGAUGAAUGGAGGACCAGGAUGUAGUUCUGAUCUAGGACUUCUGUCAGAGCACGGGCCGUUCAGGGUUGCUCCAGAUGGGGAAACAUUGACAUUGAAUCCAUACAGCUGGAAUAAGGUUGCCAACAUGCUGUAUUUAGAGGCACCAGCUGGAGUGGGCUUCUCCUACGCUGAUGAUAAAGAGUACAAAACAGAUGAUGACCAGGUCUCCCUUGAUAAUUAUUUUGCUCUGAAAGAUUUCUUCAGCAAAUUUCCAGAAUUGGCCAAAAAUGAUUUUUUCAUAACCGGUGAAAGUUAUGGUGGAAUUUAUGUACCAACCCUUUCCCAGCGAGUUAUUAAGGACCCCGGUAUAAACUUCAAGGGAUUCGCUGUGGGUAACGGAUUGUCGGACUAUGGAAUGAACACAGACUCCCUCAUAUAUUUUGCCUAUAAUCAUGGAUUGAUUGGACAAAAAAUUUGGAAAGAUCUGGGAAGCUGCUGUGGUGGUAAUCUGACCAGAUGUACAUUUCACAGUAACCCAAGCAAGAGUCCAGUGUGUAGUCAAGCAAUAAGUGAAGUUGAAACAAUAGUGUAUAUGAGUGGAUUGAAUGAAUACAACCUGUAUGCUAAAUGUGAGUCCACUAAGGCUGGUGUCUGGUUUGACAAGGAAACCAAUGCCUACUCCUACUCCUUGUUCCCAUGGCAUUACCAUAGCAAUCCUACAUACAGGAAACAGCUACAGUUUGUCCAGGAUCUGAGAAGUCAAGGUCAUAACCUCCGUCUCACUCCACCAUGUUUAAACUACAAUAAUGUAUUAAAGUACAUGAGAUCUAAGGAAACAAGAAAAGCACUCCACAUUCCAGAUGAUGUGCAAGCAUGGGAUCUUUGCAGUGCAAUAGUUGGAGCACAGUAUAAGACUCUUUAUCAAUCAAUGAAAAUACAAUACGAGGAUGUACUAAACAAAGGGAAGAGGAUACUAGUAUAUAAUGGUGAUGUUGAUAUGGCCUGUAAUUUUCUGGGAGAUGAAUGGUUUACAGAUAAUCUCAAUCUUAAGGUGAAAGUUGAAAGAAAAAUAUGGAAGACAAUGGUGGAUGAUGGAACACUACAAGUAGCGGGCUUUGUGAAGCAGUUUGAGAAUCUGACAGUGGUCACAGUCAGGGGAGCUGGGCACAUGGUACCUACAGACAAACCAUCACAAGCUUUAUACAUGUUUACAAAUUUUAUACAGAACAAACCUUACAUGUCAUAGUGCAGUUUUGUAAAGUUUAUUAUAAUU
Molecule: messenger RNA, 1564 nt
Organism: Saccostrea cuccullata (small rock oyster)
Lineage: Eukaryota; Metazoa; Mollusca; Bivalvia; Ostreida; Ostreidae
Product: lysosomal protective protein-like
Exons: 12
Coding region: 89-1537 (482 amino acids)
Biological process (GO): proteolysis
Molecular function (GO): serine-type carboxypeptidase activity
Source: RefSeq, a predicted model, not a curated record